This is a messenger RNA of Sitophilus oryzae (rice weevil), 1485 nucleotides long. RefSeq names its product 26S proteasome non-ATPase regulatory subunit 4 (gene Rpn10). Lineage: Eukaryota; Metazoa; Arthropoda; Insecta; Coleoptera; Curculionidae. The coding region runs from base 109 to 1272 and encodes 387 amino acids. Gene Ontology annotation, cellular component: nucleus; proteasome regulatory particle, base subcomplex; cytosol. The transcript is spliced from 8 exons. The record is from RefSeq and is a predicted model, not a curated record. Gene Ontology annotation, biological process: proteasome-mediated ubiquitin-dependent protein catabolic process. Gene Ontology annotation, molecular function: polyubiquitin modification-dependent protein binding.
AUACAAUUAUUGACAGACGUCAAAAGAUAUUGUGAAUUGUGAUUGUCAUUCUCAAAAAUUUCCUGAGUUGUUUAUUUUUUAAUAAUUUCUAGAGGAUAAUUAGCUAAAAUGGUUCUUGAAAGUAGCAUGAUAUGCGUUGAUAAUAGCGACUAUAUGAGGAAUGGGGAUUUCUUACCAACAAGACUUCAAGCUCAACAAGAUGCAGUUAAUUUAGUGUGUCAUUCUAAAACAAGAUCUAAUCCUGAAAAUAAUGUUGGUUUGUUAACUUUGGCAAAUGUGGAGGUUCUUGCUACACUUACAAGUGAUGUUGGACGUAUUUUAUCAAAAUUACAUCAGGUUCAACCAAAUGGUGACAUUAAUUUGCAUACAGGAAUUAGAAUUGCUCAUUUAGCUUUAAAGCAUCGCCAAGGCAAGAACCAUAAAAUGAGAAUAGUAGCUUUUGUUGGAAGUCCAGUAGCCAGUGAAGAGAAGGAGUUAGUGAAACUAGCCAAGAAAUUAAAGAAAGAAAAAGUAAACGUCGAUAUUAUUAGUUUUGGAGAGGAUGCUGAAAACUCGGAAGUUCUGAUGACUUUUAUUAAUACUUUGAAUGGAAAGGAUGGUACUAGCAGCCACUUGGUAACUGUCCCUCCGGGACCCCAUCUAUCUGAUGCCUUAAUCUCUUCCCCUAUUAUUCAAGGUGAAGACGGUACAGGCGGUGCAGGCUUGGGUGGUUCCGGAUUUGAGUUUGGUGUUGAUCCUAAUGAAGAUCCAGAAUUGGCUUUGGCUUUGCGUGUUUCUAUGGAGGAGCAACGUCAACGUCAAGAAGAUGAAGCUAGGAGAGCUAGGGAGGCUUCUGGUACAGAAACGGGUGUUAAAACAGAAACUAUUACAGAAGAACCAUCUGAAGAAGCAUUGCUAGAAAGGGCUCUAGCUAUGUCAAUGGAAGAUGGUGGUACUACCACCACUACUACUACCGCUGCUCAACCAGCCGCUAGAGUGCCUGUUGACUUUGCCAAUAUGACAGAGGACGAGCAAAUAGCUUUUGCAAUGCAGAUGUCAAUGCAAGAUGCAGACGAACAAACUACAGUUACUUCAGCGCAGGCUAAAGAAGAACCGAUGGAAGUUGAAGGCGACGAAGACUAUUCCGAAGUAAUGAACGAUCCGGUAUUUCUACAGAGUGUCCUGGAAAACCUUCCUGGUGUAGAUCCUCAGUCGGAGGCGGUUCGUCAGGCAGUUGGUAGCUUGAAAGAUAAGAAAAAAGAUGAAAAAUCGGACGAUAAGCAAAAGAAAUGAACAAAUUUAAUUAAUUCACUUUAAUAGCUUUUGUGGUAAUCGUAUUAUAGUAUACAUGAAUUUGUUUUUUAUUAAUGCCUUGUAAGUUUAUGUUAGGCCUUGGUAGGUCUACAAAAUAUAUAUUUCUAUAAUUGAAUAAGGUUAGUUUUAAUAAUGUCUUUGUUGUAGACUGACCAAGAGUUCUCAAUAAAUUUGCUAUAGUAUAUAAAUAAG